Messenger RNA from Chelonia mydas (Green sea turtle), 672 nucleotides. Its product is annotated as interferon beta-like. Gene Ontology annotation, molecular function: cytokine activity; type I interferon receptor binding. The record is from RefSeq and is a predicted model, not a curated record. The coding region runs from base 97 to 672 and encodes 191 amino acids. Gene Ontology annotation, cellular component: extracellular region. NCBI's taxonomy places the organism in Eukaryota, Metazoa, Chordata, Testudines, Cheloniidae. Gene Ontology annotation, biological process: defense response; T cell activation involved in immune response; positive regulation of peptidyl-serine phosphorylation of STAT protein. The transcript has a single exon.
GAGACAAAAAGGAAAGACACAGCAGUCUACGUAGGACCCUCAACGAACUCCAGGCUCAAGGUUCCACACAAAGCAAAGGAGCGUAUAGACAUCAUCAUGACCACCAGGUUUUUGCUGCACAUUUGCCUCAUACUGCUCUUCUCCACUGAAAUCUCAUCUUGGCUCUGUACCAUGCUUCACUUCCAGCAGAACAAAGUGAACAAAGAGAGCUUAGAGCUUCUGCAGAAAAGGAGCGGAAAUUUCCCCUCACAAUGCAUAAAUGAAAGGGCAGCUUUCAAGCCCACCCAGGAUAUUGUCCAACUUUCAGUGGCCCAGAAGGAGAAUGCCAAGGUGGUAAUUCAAGAGAUCCUCCAAGAGAUCUUCAACAUCUUUACCAAAAACCUCACCCAAAGUGCCUGGGAUGCCACUUCCAUAGUCAAGUUCCAAAAUGGCCUUUACCAGCAAAUUCAGCGGCUGGAGGCAUGUUUGAGAGCACAGAUGGAGAAGGAAUUAACCAACCUGGAAAGUCAGGACCUCCAGAUCACCAGUCGGAGUGUGAAACAAUACUUUCAGGGGAUAGAUGCUUUCCUGAAAGAAAAGGAUUACAGCCUGUGUGCCUGGGAGUUCAUUCGCAUGGAAAUACCCAGAUGUUUUGUACUGAUUGACAAACUCACUCGACGGCUGAGUAACUAA